Messenger RNA from Linnemannia hyalina, 390 nucleotides. Lineage: Eukaryota; Fungi; Mortierellomycota; Mortierellomycetes; Mortierellales; Mortierellaceae. The record is from the annotation of a GenBank genome assembly.
AUGAGGCUCCCCGGGACAUACGGCACGUACUUCCGUGCAGCUCUCAAUGGAACCAGUGUUGCGAUCAAGAUAUCCUAUUGUUCGAACGACAAGAUCGGGGCGAUCUACAAAAAGGAAGCUGAGAUUGUGAAGUUGGCCGACAACAAGCACGUCAGUGUCAAGUCCAAACUCGUGGCGAGAUGGACAGACGACAACGUGCUUGGCCUGUCCGAAGAGAUUGUUGCACCUUUGAUGGCCAACGUCGCGGAGGCCUUCAUCUAUCUGCAUGAGACACAGGGUCUUGCCCAUCGGGACUUGAAAGCCGAAAACGUGGUGGUAGAUGCCUCUGGUCUGGCGAAGGUGUGCGACUUUGGCCAAAGUUUCUGCUUGCAAGACGGCCUGGAGACGUAA